Molecule: messenger RNA, 2611 nt
Organism: Sceloporus undulatus (fence lizard)
Lineage: Eukaryota; Metazoa; Chordata; Lepidosauria; Squamata; Phrynosomatidae
Gene: KPNA7
Product: karyopherin subunit alpha 7
Exons: 16
Coding region: 934-2490 (518 amino acids)
Biological process (GO): NLS-bearing protein import into nucleus
Cellular component (GO): cytoplasm; nucleus
Molecular function (GO): nuclear import signal receptor activity; protein binding
Source: RefSeq, a predicted model, not a curated record
CAGCAGAUGCAGAGGGACGAGCGGAUUAUUUCCCAACCCUCUUCUUGGAACAAUGACGGCUGCUUGCAUUUGAACACUUUCAACGCUGACUCUCUAUUGACAGUUGUUCAUUGCCAUAGCAGUUCCCAAGGCUUAAGCUGCUCCGGUCAUCACUAUGCUAGCAAUCUUGCAAGAAGAGGCAGUUGCCUGGAGGUACUUUGUCCAUCAGCCUGUAAAGAAAAACAAGUUAUUGGAGCUAGAUAUUGCAGGAAAACAGAAGGUGCAUGGAGUGAUCCUGCUCUUGGCGCAGCUCUUCUGCCAUGCGGGUUGCCUAAGAUGGAGUUUAAGAAACAGAAGAACAGUUUUCACAGAGAACAGCAGGACAAACAUGUGGUGGUUGAAGAACUGCUGCAACUUCUCGUUGGUGAAGUUGAUGCACAGCUGCUCAAAGCUGUUGAACUGCAGAAGGAACAGAAGGGACACUGCUUUGAACCACAAUGCUAUACAAGGAAAAAUAAUUUGCGUAACUGAGGCUUUCUUUUGGUCCCAUCAUCAUCACAGGACUGUCCUUAUUUUGUCUGCCCAGAAACCUAAAAUGUGGAUUUUGGAAACAAGCAGGGAAGCGGAGGAGAGGCUGCAUCUGAAAGACUGGCUCGAUCAAGGCUUAUUAUUGCUCCAGCAUCCUUCAUCCUGAACCAUCCCCAUGUGCUCAAGUGAGCUGCCUCUCUCAGGUAUGAAGCAGCCACCUGCAGUGAGGACCAAAAAGGGGCAGACCCACCCUCAGGAGGGACCAAUGGAGGUGCAAAGAGGGAUAUGAGUGACAGGUUGCUCCUGGAGAUUUAAGAACCUCCCAGGCAGGGCUUGCCUUGAAGCAUAGCUUGCAGAAGGAAAGCUGUGCAAAGGGAUACUUGCCCUGCCAGUACGUCUGUGUGUUGUCUAUAGACAGUAGAGAAGAUGCCUACCACGAAUGAGCAAGAUGAGCGGAUGCGGAAGUUCAAAAACAAAGGCAAAGACUUCGCUGUAAUGAGAAAGCAAAGAAUAGAGGCUGGGGUUGAACUUCGUAAGGCCAAGAAAGAUGAACAUAUCUUGAAGCGAAGGAACAUCUGUAUCACUGCAGAGGAUAACCUGUCUCCGGAGAUAGAUGACAAGAAUGUGGCUGCUAAGCUGUCUCUGGAGGAAAUAAUCACAGUGAUAAAAUCAGAUGACCCUCAUUUACAAUUUAAGGCUGCUCAAGCAGUCAGGAAGCUGCUGUCCAGGCAGAAGAAUCCACCGAUCAACCAGGUCAUCGAAGCUGGGAUUAUUCCAAAACUGGUGGACUUCUUGUAUCACCAUGAUCUCCCCACCUUGCAGUUUGAGGCUGCCUGGGCUCUCACUAACAUAGCUUCAGGGACAUCUGAUCAAACCAGAGCAGUUGUGGAAGCCAAUGCCAUCCAGGGCUUGGUGGUUCUCUUGUCUUCUCCCCAUAUGCACAUCUGUGAGCAGGCUGUGUGGGCACUUGGGAACAUAGCAGGUGAUGGUCCUAUGUACAGAGACACUCUGAUUAUCUUCAACGUGAUUCCUCCCCUUCUGUCUCUGGUGACACCUGCAACUCCUGUUGGGUUCCUGAGAAACAUCACGUGGACCUUGUCCAACCUCUGCAGAAACAAAAACCCCUACCCUCCUCUGGGGGCCGUGAAACAGAUACUCCCCACGCUCACCUGCCUCCUGCAACACGAAGACAAGGACAUUCUCUCAGAUGCUUGCUGGGCUGUUUCCUACCUAACGGAUGGCUCCAAUGAUCGUAUCCAGGUUGUGGUAGAGGCAGGCAUCCUGCCGCGGCUGGUGCAACUCAUGACCGAUUCGGAGCUGCCUCUCCUGACUCCAGCACUGCGUGCCAUGGGCAACAUUGUCACCGGGACAGAUGAGCAGACACAGAUGGCCAUUGAUGCAGGUGUGCUUUCGGUCCUCCCCAACCUCCUGCGUCACCCAAAGUCAACCAUUCAGAAGGAGACGGCGUGGGCUCUGAGCAACAUUGUAGCUGGACCAUGCAGUCAGAUCCAACAGGUCAUCACUUGUGGUCUUCUGCCUCCCUUGGUGGAGCUUCUAGACAAGGGUGAUUUCAAAGCCCAAAAGGAGGCUGUUUGGGCAGUUGCCAACUUCACUACUGGAGGAACUGUAGAGCAAGUGGUGGAAAUGAUACAUGCAGGAGUUCUUAAGCCUCUGUUGAACCUGUUGACCACCAAAGAUGCCAAGACCAUCUUGGUGAUUUUGGACAGCAUCUCCAAUUUCUUCAUGUCGGCUGAGAAGCUUGGUGAGACGGAGAAGCUGAGUCUUCUGGUUGAAGAACUUGAUGGCCUGGAGAAGAUUGAAGCCCUCCAGACUCAUGAGAAUGCCUUGGUCUAUAGAGCUGCAUUGGGCAUCAUUGAGAGAUACUUUUCUGGGGAGGAGGUUGAAAACACGAAUCCAGAAGCCGAUCAAGAAGGGAAAACUCUACCUUUUGUGGCUCAGCAACAGGAGUUCUACAACUUCUGAAGGAAUGCUUAACCAGCCAUGGUUGCACUUUGCUAAUUUGGUGGUGGGUCGCACAACUAGUACUGUUUAAGCACUUACAGGGGAGGGUCCAAUUUGUAAUGCUGUCUAUGAAAAUAAAUCA